AUUCAAGCAUCGUUUGGAAAAUUGGUCAACAAAGACAAUGCCAUAAAGGUUGAAAAGCUCCGCCCAGACAUGUCGGAUGUCACUCUCACUGUAAAGGUUGUUAGUACUAAGAUAGUAGGUAUUCAAUUUGCUGAGUGCUUGGUUGGCGAUGAAACUGGAAUGAUAAUCUUCAGAGCUACAAACGAUCAAGUGGACUUGAUGAAAGUGAGUUUGACUGUAACUCUGCAAAAUGCCAAAGUUGACAUGUUCAAAGAUUCAAUGAGGCUUGUUGUCGACGAAAGUGGCAGUGUUCAAGUUGCUGAGCCUGCCGGUUUUACUGUGAAGGAAGAUAGCAACCUCUCACUCAUUCAAGCAUCAUUUGGAAAUGUCAACAAAGACCAAAAAAAGGAGGGGCCACGUGAACUGGAGGUGUACGAGCAGGGUAUGCCCAAGACUCAGCUUUGCUUGAAUUGGCAGGACUCUGGUUACUGCCGUUGCAAAGACCACUGCAAAUUUGCUCACGGCAUGGAGGAGCUGCGCCCGGUGAAUCGCCACCCGCUCUACAAGACCAAGGUCUGCAAAUAUUGGCUUGCCGGUGUGCCCUGUGGAUUCGGCCAUCGCUGCCAUUUUCGCCACACACUCACUUGAGGAGGAAAGAAGCUGGUGACAAUAAUAAACCCAGCAGGCCAAUCAGGUAGAAUAUGAUGAAGAAGAUUUAGUAAUAAAAGAGAGAGUUGGGGUAAAAUAAUGUUCAAAUAUAUAGUGAGAAUAAUUAGUAUGUUACAUGCUCUAGGCUCUAGCAAUAGUCCAGAAGAUGGAGAUGAGAUAAGGUUCCCAGAGAUAGAGAUCUCUUGCUUCUUUUGUACGUAGAUAAGAUGUUUCCGUAGGUGGAUGAGAUGUUUGGUGAUGUCAAAGCAAGCUAGCUACCAACCAAGAAGAAACUCUCUUUGGUUGAUCCAUGUUAAUAUGUUUUCUGU
Molecule: messenger RNA, 956 nt
Organism: Rosa chinensis
Lineage: Eukaryota; Viridiplantae; Streptophyta; Magnoliopsida; Rosales; Rosaceae
Exons: 1
Coding region: 70-627 (185 amino acids)
Molecular function (GO): metal ion binding
Source: RefSeq, a predicted model, not a curated record